This is a messenger RNA of Odocoileus virginianus texanus, 2775 nucleotides long. RefSeq names its product F-box and WD repeat domain containing 2 (gene FBXW2). Lineage: Eukaryota; Metazoa; Chordata; Mammalia; Artiodactyla; Cervidae. Gene Ontology annotation, molecular function: protein binding. The record is from RefSeq and is a predicted model, not a curated record.
GCGCCAUGGCUGCGGAGCGGACCUGGCCGCUGCGAGGCUCUGGCGGCCCGAGCGCGCCUAGUUGGUGUGAGCCCGGCGCGAGGUCCUGGGCCCCGGGGCGCUCGCUCAGGUCAGUGCCGCGCGGAACACGGCUCCGGGAGUAGGGGACCUGGGAGCGGCGAACGGGUUGAAGGGAUCUGGAGUUGAUUUAGAGAUGGGAGAACUGAGUGACUGCCUCCUGGAGCCUCAGUUUCCUUAGCUGCGAAAUGAGUUAACCGUGAUGUCCCAGGGCUGUUAAUGAGUUUGAAGGAUGAAGCAGUGUGGAGAGGUGGUUUGUGAAGUACAAAGCGCUGUACGAGUGUGCGGGACUGCGCCGUAAUUGUGGGUAUGCCAUGGAAACAGGUAAAUUUUUCCAUAACCUUAUGGAGAGAAAGGACUUUGAGACAUGGCUUGAUAACAUUUCUGUUACAUUUCUUUCUCUGACGGACUUGCAGAAAAAUGAAACUCUGGAUCACCUGAUUAGUCUGAGUGGGGCAGUCCAGCUCAGACACCUCUCCAAUAACCUGGAGACUCUGCUCAAGCGGGACUUCCUCAAACUCCUUCCCCUGGAGCUCAGUUUUUAUUUGUUAAAAUGGCUCGACCCUCAGACUUUACUCACGUGCUGCCUCGUCUCUAAACAGUGGAAUAAGGUGAUAAGUGCCUGUACAGAGGUGUGGCAGACCGCCUGUAAAAAUUUGGGCUGGCAGAUAGAUGAUUCUGUUCAGGACGCUUUGCACUGGAAGAAGGUUUAUUUGAAGGCUAUUUUGAGAAUGAAGCAACUGGAGGACCACGAAGCCUUUGAGACCUCGUCUUUAAUUGGACACAGUGCCAGAGUGUAUGCACUUUACUACAAAGAUGGGCUUCUGUGCACAGGGUCAGAUGACUUGUCUGCAAAACUGUGGGAUGUGAGCACAGGGCAAUGUGUUUAUGGCAUCCAGACGCACACUUGUGCUGCGGUGAAGUUUGAUGAGCAGAAGCUUGUGACAGGCUCCUUUGACAACACCGUGGCCUGCUGGGAAUGGAGCUCCGGAGCCAGGACCCAGCACUUCCGGGGGCACACGGGGGCGGUGUUUAGUGUCGACUACAAUGACGAACUGGACAUCUUGGUGAGUGGCUCUGCAGACUUCACCGUGAAAGUAUGGGCUUUAUCUGCUGGGACAUGCCUGAACACUCUCACCGGGCACACAGAAUGGGUCACCAAGGUGGUCUUGCAGAAGUGCAAAGUCAAGUCUCUCUUGCACAGCCCUGGAGACUACAUCCUCUUAAGUGCAGACAAAUAUGAGAUCAAGAUUUGGCCAAUUGGGAGAGAAAUUAACUGUAAGUGCUUAAAGACGUUGUCUGUCUCUGAGGAUAGAAGUAUCUGCCUGCAGCCAAGACUUCAUUUUGAUGGCAAAUACAUUGUCUGUAGUUCGGCACUGGGCCUCUACCAGUGGGACUUCGCCAGUUAUGAUAUUCUCAGGGUCAUCAGGACUCCUGAGAUGGCGAACCUGGCGCUGCUUGGCUUUGGGGACGUCUUCGCCCUGCUGUUUGACAACCGGUACCUGUACAUCCUGGACCUGCGGACAGAGAGCCUGAUGAGCCGCUGGCCUCUCCCCGAGUAUAGGAAGUCCAAGAGGGGCUCCAGCUUCCUGGCAGGUGAAGCAUCCUGGCUGAAUGGACUGGACGGGCACAACGACACGGGCCUGGUCUUCGCCACCAGCAUGCCCGACCACAGCAUCCACCUGGUGCUGUGGAAGGAGCAUGGCUGAUUUCGGCGCCGGGGCUGCGGCUUUGGAGUGCAGCCUCUGGCAGCCAACUGCAUGAACCAAAGUUCUCACCUCAUGGUAUCAUCGCGCAGUGCACAAUCAUGUAUCUGUUUGCCGGGGGCAGGGCUCGGGGCGGGGGGCUCGUCUUGUGGACACACACCGCAGCACACUGACGGGGCGCACCGUUGGCUUCAUGUGUUCCUAGUUUGUGGGUCAGUGUGAGAGGCUGCAUCUGGGGUUCAUCGUUUAUUUGUCCUUAGUUAUGUGGGUCAGUGUGAGAGGCUGCAUCUGGGGUUCAUCUUUCUUGAAUAUUGGUUUUAAGUAAAGAAAUUUAAAUGGCUCAUUAAUCUGCUAAUUGGUUGCCUAUAAAAACACAGUCUAUUAUUAAAGCUUUUUACCAUUGCCUUUUUCUCUUUUGAAAUUGAAGCAAAGGUGCUAUGAUGUUGUUACAGCAACUUUUCUCACAUGGGGCUUAGCUUUUAUAACGACCCGUGUUAUAAAGACCACCGAGUUCUGUGACAUUCAUGCUCUCCACCAAAUACCAGUUCUAAAGAAAAUGUGUCUUCAGUGCAAAUCCACUUCUAUAGAUUGAUGGUUUGUGACACGUUUUAAGCCCUCGUUCUUGUCAGAGCCAAGGUCGGCUGUGUCUGAGAUGCACGAAGUUCUCUAGUCUUUGUUUCUGUGGAACAAGCUGGCUGGGUCACCUGCCACCUCCAUGACUGCAUAGAGGGGACACGGUUCAGUGGAAGGUGCCAAGCUGGCAGACUGAAGCCUGGCUCUGUUCCCUAGGAGCCCCGCAGCCCAGGAGUGCAGUUCUCUGGCCCCGUUUUCUCUGUCUGUAUAGCUAGUUGUUAGGCUGUCAUUUAUUUCUGGGAUUCUUUCUGGUCCUGUGUCUGCCGAGCUGUGCAAAAGUUGAUGCUUCAUUUUUGUCCGAUUGCUAAUUCGUUGUUUCUUGGCAUGAUGAUCUUGGAGAUCGUCUAUAAAUGAAAUCACUGAUACAGAGUUGUCAUCU